Molecule: messenger RNA, 1608 nt
Organism: Oryzias melastigma (Indian medaka)
Lineage: Eukaryota; Metazoa; Chordata; Actinopteri; Beloniformes; Adrianichthyidae
Gene: cbx8b
Product: chromobox homolog 8b
Exons: 5
Coding region: 122-1069 (315 amino acids)
Source: RefSeq, a predicted model, not a curated record
UGGUGGAGUAUUAUGGUCUGUCGGGAAUUCAGAAUGGCUGGGACGGGUAAAGGGGAGGGGAGGGGGGAUAUCUGCUCAGCUAGCGCGCAGCGAGCUAACGGUAGGUAGCACUGGAGUAAACAUGGAGCUGUCCGCCGUCGGGGAGAGGGUGUUCGCCGCCGAGUCGAUCAUUAAACGCCGAAUAAGGAAGGGUCGCAUCGAAUAUCUCGUCAAAUGGAAAGGAUGGUCUCCCAAGUACAGCACUUGGGAGCCGGAGGAGAAUAUUUUGGACUCCCGCUUGUUCGCCGCCUUUGAACAGAGGGAGCGAGAACGGGAGCUGUACGGGCCCAAAAAGAGAGGACCGAAACCCAAAACGUUUCUGCUCAAGGCGCAUGCUAAAGACAAAACCAGAUCCUAUGACUUCAGGAGCGAGGCGGUUCGGGGGAUCCACUUCCCGACUCCAGAACCGGUCGUCACCCCAAGAGCCCGGGAAGGCCUGAGAGCCGUGGUUCCUACCAUCUUCCCACCGAGCGCCGUCAACCGAGGCGAAAGCGUCUGCUUGCCCUCACUUCAGCAGAACAGCUCGGUUGGGUUCAUCCACACGCCCAAAAAGAGGGGGCCCAAACCCCGCUUCAGUGACCCUGAGAGGAGGCCGGAGGACCAGUCCAGCCAAGGGUCGCACAAAUUCACCAAGAUCCACGGUGGGGAGGUCAGACAUUCGGAGAACCACAGUCACGGCUACAAACACCACCACCACCACUCGCAGAGCCAUGGCACUUUCAGCGGGAGCUUCCACAAACACCCCCACAGAACCAACCCAGACACGCACAGGACUAAGAACAGCUCCGGUUACUUGGCCCCCGCUCACUUCAAGCACCACUCCACGGCGCCGCCUCCUCCCAUGGAAAAGCCUUACUUUUUGGACAGGCCCUCGCCGACCCGGCUGGACGACGACUUCGACGAAGUGACGUGGAGGCCGAGUCUGAACAACGUUGAAAAGGUCCUGGUGACGGACGUGACCUCCAACUUCCUGACGGUCACCAUCAAGGAGAGCAGCACGUCCAAGGGCUUCUUCAAGGAGAAAAGAUGAUGCGCCGCGAGUCGUGCCUGAACUCCAGAUGAUGCGCCGAGUCAUGCCUGAACUCCACUCUCCCUGUUGCUGCAGCGUUUUCAGUUUUGAAGCGACCUUUUGUAUGUGACGUGUAAAUAGCGUGUAUAUUUUAAAGUGGAACAUCUAUUUAAUGUAUUGACCAAAUGAAGUCCAUUUCAUCUGUGAACUCGAGUCACAUCUGUACAGCUGCUGAAUAUUAUCUCACAACUAUAACUAACUAGAAUGUAUUUUUUCCCCAAAAUAAUAUCUUGUGCUCAAAGCAUCGUCAACAAGCAAAGCUUGCAUUUUUUUUAUAGUUCAAAUUAGGUCCUGUUUACUUCAAAAGGACAAAAAAAAUCUACUCAAGCACUUUGAAUUUAAGAGUAUUAAAAUAUAUGAAGUUUGUUCUGGAAUUUUGUGCUCAAUAACAUAAAUUAGUUUUUCCCCUGUCUUUCCUCAUUAACUUUAUAUUUUACAUUUUCAUAGAAAUUUGAUGUAACAGGAAAAGAUGCAACUUUUCAAUAAAUUGGAAAUUCUCA